CCCUCCCUAUUUAAGAUAAUGGCAAAAAUAACAGGCACUUAGUGUUACCAUUCUAGGGGUGUGGCGAUUCUUUCCCAUUCUCUCUCUCUCUCUCUCUCUCUCUCUCUCUCUCUGUCUCUCUCUCUCUCCCGUGAUAAACUCAAUGGGGUUGUCUAUUUUUAACCUCCUGUUCUUUCCUUUUGGCAGAGUAAUCAGUGCAAGCUGAGCUCUUUCCCUGAAUGAAUCCAAGUAACCCCAGUGAUUGCCUUCUGAAAUGACCAGCAGACACACUUCUGUCCAGAGGCUGUCCAGAGUAUAAAUUCUGGUUCUGAAGUACCAUGUCCAGCCGAGGAAAUCCCGGUGUGGAGUUUUCUACGACGACAGUCAGUUCAGUAGCUGUUCAGGCCGGAGACUCCAAAAUUGUUAUAGCUGUUGUAAAGUGUGGCAAGUGGGUACAACUUCAAUUGGCUGAAUCACAGCCCAAUCUUCUAGAAAUUGGUAGCAGUCAAGAUGAGACCAAAAAACUUCUUCAUGAUCAUGAACUUCUUUUGGCCAAGCUCAAGGCUUUGGAAGAUCAGGUGUGGGAACUCUUGCAGGAAGCAGACAAGACAGCUGAAGAGAACAAGGAUCAGAGUCAAGUCUAUGAUGCCAUGGCCAACACCUUGGGUGAAGCAUGGACAGCGCUUGUCUCUAUGCUUGAAAAAAGAAGGGAGCUCCUCAGGUUGACCUCUGAAUUUUUUGAAAAUGCCUUGGAGUUUGCUAUUAAAAUAGACCAAGCUGAAGAUUUCCUCCGGAACACCCAGGAGUUUGAGAGUGCCGAGUCCUUAAAAUCCCUUCUGCAGCUUCAUGAAAAUCAUACCAAAGAACUCUUAGAACGAUCUCUAGCCCUUUUAAACAAAAGUCAACAACUCACUGACUUCAUAGAAAAAUUCAAGUGUGAUGGACCUAAUGUGAAUUCUGAGUUGAUCCACGGAGCUCAUAACAGCUGUCUGAAGAUUGACAGCCUUCUUGAGCUUCUACAAGAUAGGAGACGGCAACUAGACAAGGGUCUGAAGCAACAGCAGCAAGAACUGGGUCAGGUUCUGAAGAUAUGUCAGUGGGACCAGCAAGAAAAUCAGGUUACUUGUUGGUUUCAGAAAACCAUAAAAGAUUUACAGGAACAAAGUCUGGGCUCAUCACUUUCAGAUAAUGAGGAACUAAUCUGUAAGCAUGAGGAAUUAAUAAUAAAAGCAAAGGAAUGGAAUUCUGCUGUUGAGAAGCUAAAGAGUGAUGCGCUUGGGAUUCUGCUGUCCAAGGACUAUGUGGAGAAGGAACAUCUACAGCUCUCUAACCAGAAACUGGAUCAGCUUCAAGGAGAAUUUGGUCGGCUCAUGGUGGAAAGGAAAACUUGGUUAAAAAAGGCAAAUGUUUUUUUUAACAGUGCCAACAAGGCAUUUGAUGUACUUGGAAGAGUUGAAGCUUACCUUAAGCUCCUUAAAUCAGAGGGUUUAAGUCUGCCUGUCUUGGCAGCAAGGCAUGAGGAAUUACACAGAGAAAUUAAAGACUGCACAGCUGAUGCUUUGCAAGAGGGACAAGCCUUAAUCAGCCAAGUAGACUCCUAUAGCUCUCAGAUAACCGGAGUCCAUGAGAUGAUGGGAUGCAUUCAGAGACGAGUGGACCAUCUGACCAAACAGUGUUCAGCGCACAAGGAAUUUGCUGUUAAGAAACAGCAAUUAACUGCCUCAGUGGAGGGCCACCUGAAGAAGGUGGAAACGUCAAUUCAGAAAAUCAGUCCAGUACUUUCCAAUGCAAUGGAUGUCGGUUCCAGUCUUUCUGAAUCAGGGAAGAUUUUGAGUAAAUAUUUGGAACUAGAUAUUCAAGCUAAGGAGACAGCACAAGAAUUAGAAGCAGCUACAAAACUUAUGACAGAGAAAAAUGAAUUUGAACCUGACGAAGUGGCAUUGCUUUCUUCUAAAGCUAAAUGGCUAGAGGAAGAAUUAAAAAUACUUGGGCGAAGCAUCAGCUCCAGGUCACAAGUCCUGCAAACUUAUGUGGCAUUUCUAAAGUCAUCAGAGGAGCUAGAGGAGCAGUGUCAGAGCCUAAAGGAGUUUUACCAAACUGAAAUCCCACGGAAGGAAGAGGAUGAUGCUGAAUCCAAGCGUCAGUUUGACUCAGCUGAAAAGCAGUGGCAGCUAUUUUUAAACAGGAGCUUUUUAACUCAAGACCUAGGGCUUGAGUUCCUUAAUUUAAUAAAUAUGGCAAAAAAGAAUGAAAUACUAAAUGUGAAAAAUGAAGUGCACUUUAUGGAGAACACUAUGGAAAGCCAGAAGGCAGAAAGAGAAGAACUCAGCCACCUUCGGAUGACAUGGCAACUUAAAGCCACAGCAAGCAAACCUGUGAAACAGCAGUGGGGAGCAUUCAAAGAACAACUUAGAAAGACCACUUACAACUUAAAACUUCUUCAGGAAGCACUUAUGCCUGUGUCUGCACUUGACCUUGGAGGGAGCCUCCAGACCAUUUUAGGUCUACAGAAAAAAUGGAGUGAAAUGAAGCCUCACCUCCAGCAACUGAACGUUGAAGUUCAAUACAUUGUAAAAGAAUCAGAAGAGUUAACUGGCAAAGGAGCCCCUGUUAAAGAGAAGUCUCAACAACUGAAGGAGCUUAUUCACCUCCAUCAAAAACAGCAAGAGAGAAUCCAAGAUUAUGAAGAUAUCCUGUACAAGGUAGUCCAAUUCCAUCAAGUUAAGGAAAAGCUGGGUCAUCUCAUCAAAUCAAGAGAAAUGGAGUUUUUAGAACAGCCAAAGGAGCUGGAGGAUGGCCACGAAGCCCAGGUUCAGCUCUGUCGCUCUCAGGAGAAGCAGGCACAUAUUGAGCAGCUCCAUAAACUGGCCCUUUCCCUGGGAGUGGACAUCAUCUCUUCAGUACAGCGACCUAACUGCUCUAACAUUUCUGCCAAGAACCUGCAGCAGCAGCUGGACGUCCUUGAGGGGGAUGGUGUGAACUUGCGUUCCAAAGCCGAGGAGUAUGAACGGACCCUGAUCCGCUGCUUGGAGUACUGCACCACAAGGGACAAUAUAAAUGAGCUCAAAGAGUCAUUCAAAGAUAUAAAAAAGAAAUUCAACAAUUUGAAGUUUAAUUACACUAAGAAAAAUGAAAAAGCUCGGAAUCUGAAGGCUCUUAAAUAUCAAAUUCAACAAGUUGAUGUGUAUGCUGAAAAAAUACAGGCUUUGAAAAUGAAAAUGGGAAAGGUUGAGAAUAAAACUUCUUAUUCUCUCUUAAAUUAUCCAAAUAAUAAAGUGAAUGUCCUUUUGGAAACCAUGAAAGAUUUGCAAAAACAUGUGGAUGAGUUUGAAAAAGUUGUGACAGAUUACAAGAUGAAUUUGGACCUGACUGAACAUCUCCAGGAAAUGAUAGAAGAGUGUCACUUUUGGUAUGAAGACGCAAGUGCCACAGUUGUAAGAGUUGGAAAAUACUCUACAGAGUGCAAGACAAAGGAAGCUGUGGAAAUUCUCCACCAGCAGUUCAAUAAGUAUAUCAUGCCCUCAGUGCCUCAGCAAGAAGAAAGGAUUCAGGAGAUCAGUGACCUAGCCCAGCGCUUAUAUGGUUUUGAAGAAGGGCAGAAAUAUGCUGAGAAAAUAGUGGCAAAACACAAAGAGGUUCUUGAAUCUAUCACUGAAUUAUGCGUCUCUCUCACAGAGCUUGAAGAAAAGCUGAAGGGAGACAUUUUAAAAAUGAAUCUGAAUUUGGAAGAUCUCCAUGAUGACUUUGUUGACCUGCUAAAAGAACCAGCAAGAAAUAAGCAGACAUUAUUCAAUGAAGAAAGAAAUAAGGAGAAGGCGCAGGUAGAAGAUAUUUUGACUGUCAAUGGAACAGGAGAGGGUCAGCUCCCACAGCACCUGACGCAGCUGCUCUCUGACAAAGAGGAUGCUGUCCAAGGCCAUCUCCUGCCUCCAGACAUGCUUUCGGGAGAAGAAUAUGAGUGUGUCUCACCUGAUGACAUCUCCUUGCCUCCACUCCCGGAAAGCCCUGAUUCCCCCCUUGCCCCUGCUGACAUGGAAGUGGAGGGGCAGUCUAGCCCUCCCCGCAGCCUUCCCAUGAGCAACUACAGGAUGCAGACAGGGGCCAGCUGUCCAGGGGAGGCCCAGGAAUCUGGCAUCCCACCACCUGCUGCUUUUGCUGAUGCUUACAAUGAUAAGAGAGAAACAUUUUCAAGUCAUUUUGAGAGGCCCUCUCCCCAGUUCAAAGCUGAAGUCCCAUUAACCUCCCAAGGAAUUUUGGAAAAAAGUACUGCCUUCUGCAAAAUCAGUGCUAAACAUCCAGAGAGCAUGCUGAGUGAAGUGCAUGAGAGAGCUUUACAACAGCACCCUCAGGCUCAGGGAAGUUUGCUAGAAACAUGGGAGAAAGUGCAUGCUGAUAACAAUGUCACUAAAACCCAAGACAGGCUGCAUGCUUCCCAGGAUGCAUUCUCAGGCCUUGGGUUUCGAUCAGGCUCCAGCCAGGUCUAUCAGAGGCAAACAGUCCCCCAAGAGGAGAUUAAAUGUACAUCAGCAAAGAACACCAUGGUCAGCCUCGCUGGCCAGGCACCUAAUUUCUCCAGGCUUCAGUCUAAUGUAACUGUCAUGGAAGGUUCUCCAGUGACUUUGGAAGUUGAAGUGACAGGAUUUCCAGAGCCUACACUGACAUGGUACAAGAAGGGCCAGAAAUUGUCUGCAGAUGGGCACUUACAGGUUUUACACAAGGAGACAAGACAUUCGGUGUUCAUUCCGAAGGCAUGCGAGGCAGACGCAGGCCUCUAUGUGGCUCGGGCCCAAAACUCUAAUGGCAUUCUCUCUUCCAAUGUCAUCCUCCACGUGACAGGUAACCACAGGCCGCCAAUCACAAGAAUAAACUGGAUAACGCUGUGUGUCGUCUAUAUUAGUGUGUCCCUAAUGUACUGGGUACUCACACAGUAACUGUGGGGUUAGCACUCCUGGAUGUCAUUUUCAUGAGCCUAAAGAACAAUGCUAUGGUUGUUUAUUUUCCUGUAUCUCCCACAGAACAUCCUCCAUGAAGUGUACCCCCAUUCUGGUCAUGUUGUUUGUUCAGCUAAUCCCACUGCUCAGUGAAAUAAUCACAUUUUCUUUAGUGUUUUAGUAUAUUUGAAGACGUUGGUAAAUUAUUAGCAGUGGAUAAGCAUACAUUUUUGUAUUCUAGAGAGAUGUGUUCAAGACAAAAGCACAGUAAAAUACACUAUAUUUAUUCCCUCCCAGUUUAAGAGCAUGUAUAUUAAGGUUCAUUUCAGUAGAAAGAUGUGAGUUAAAUUUCAAA
This is a messenger RNA of Leopardus geoffroyi (Geoffroy's cat), 5265 nucleotides long. RefSeq names its product coiled-coil domain containing 141 (gene CCDC141). NCBI's taxonomy places the organism in Eukaryota, Metazoa, Chordata, Mammalia, Carnivora, Felidae. The transcript is spliced from 24 exons. The coding region runs from base 318 to 4910 and encodes 1530 amino acids. The record is from RefSeq and is a predicted model, not a curated record.